AUGGAAGCAGACAUUCUCACAAGCUUUGAGGUAGAGCAUUAUGUGCGGGGCCUUGAAGAAAUUGACGUCAGAGAGUAUGCCAGCCCUAAAUGAAAUAGGCAGCACGAAGUCAUUUAUAAGCUGAAUCUGCAGUCACAUAGAAAUGCGAGGGCUAGAGAAGACGAAUAUGUGAAGGAAGCUGUAGUUAUGAACGAGAAAAUGAGGACACUUAUAUAUGAUUUAAUAGUAAGUGAGGUCUGGAAAGCAAAUGUUCUUCCUUUGUGCCAUCAAGAGAUGUUUGCCCUGAGCAGUGUGAGGUCUUAUAUGCUGAUUUAUCACGAAGGAGUUGUGGCAAAUCUAUUAGAAAUUUUGCUGUAUCAUAGGACAUCGUGCGAAGAAGCAGGGGAUUAUUUAAUUGAUGUUGUGGAUUGGGCUUAUAGGAAACUUAUUAAAAUUACACAGGUAAACGAAACUGCAGAAAGACUUACAGGGGAAAUGUCAAGGGCUGAGGAGCUUGAACAUCAGCUGAAAGAGCUGGAAUUCUCAAUGGGAAUCAGCAGCAUUUCUAUCAUCAGGUUCAUUUCUGAUCAUAUGGAAGGAAUGACACUGGCAUUAGUCCAACACUUGGUGGAACAGUGCGAUAUUUUUUGUGUCCUCGUGCCACUAAUGGAAAUGAAGCCUUGGAUCAGAAACAAAAAAGGAGGAAAAAUGAUUUUCGAAGACCAACAGUGGAGAGUUUUAAGGGAUGAAGCAAAAAUUCCUCAAGUUGAAGCCCAAAUUUGGCUGAUUAUUUACAACUUAUUUAUGAACCAAGAUGUAAGGAGCAAAUAUGAGCUCACCUCGUAUCGAAAAAACAACAUCUUAAGGAUCAGGAAAUUUCUUAAUGAAGUGGUGAUUGAUCAAAUUCCUGUUUUAAGCCAGUUGCUCAGAGCUUUAGAAGAAUUAAGCAUAGUUGGGGACACAACAAUACAAUCUGGGAUUUCAGCUUUUGUUAUCCAGCAGCUUCCUGAAUUAUACCAACGAAUUUCUGCUGGGAAAAAUUGGCGAGAAAUUGCUGACUCCCCCCCCCCAUCCUUGAUUGUAAAAAUUCCUAAAAAUUGGGGAAAUUAACCCCCAUCCUUGAUCGAACGAUUUUCAUAUCAUGCAAAUUUUUAUAUAUAUAAAAAAAUAUUAGUUAUCAAAUGCUUUGGAAGAUGUGCCUAAUGAAGUUGUUUUCAGAGCUUUGAGACGACAGAAAGCUGCGAAAUCAACCAUCCGAAGUGAUUUAGACAUCAACAUAGGCUUAAAAGCUCAAUAAUCUAAUAAAAUAGAGAUUUUUUAAAAUUUUAAAAAAAUAUUUAAUUUAAAUUAAAAUUUAUACAGUUUAAAAGGGUAACUAAUAAAUCUUAAUCUUAAUUAUCUAUAUCGUUUAACGUCCACUACGGGGUCGCUAGCUCCAGAGCUGCCACCAUAUUUUUCCACGUGUCGGGCCCAGAGACCGCUGGGUCGAUCCCUUUUGAUCACCAAAAGACACAGGUGAAUAUGAUUUCCGGCUUCGACGGGCUUCGCUGCCGCCACGGCUUUGUUUCGACUCAGCUCCUGCGCGUGUUCCGCCUGAGGGUCCAUCUCCCUUGGGAUGUGUUGAGGGGUAAAAACUCCAGAUCUUGAUCGCACUGAGGAGCAGUUCCUCUGGUUAUCUCCAAAGUUAAACCGCUAUUGCUGUGCAGAAGUUCUUGAGGUGAAAACCCAACCCUAUAAAUAAAAUUGCUUUGAGUGAGAGAAAGUUAGCGGAGCUAACUUCGCUUGAGCGAAAGCCAUUUUAUUUAUGGGUAACUAAUAAAUCAAAAUAUUAAAAAUUGGUAUUUUUAUGAAAUUAAUUCAAUUUUUUGCUGUAAAAAUAAUUAUUAAAUACUCUUAACCCUCUUAUUUAAAGUAAAUAAAAAAAAAUCUAUAUAUAUCUUUUUCAUUUUAUAUAUAAAUUUUUUUUUCCCAAAAAAAAAUUUUUUUUAACCCCCAUCCUUGAUCGAACGAUGGCGAGUCGUUCGAUCAAGGAUGGGGGGGGGAGUGAGUAUCAAAAAAGUAACUUUUUGAUUGAGAAUGAUGAAACAAGAAAAGCUGACAUGCAGCUCCUAAUGGCAGGGAUUGAGGAAAUUCUUGAUGACCCCAUUUGUUCUGUAUGCUCUGCACCUGCAAGCAAAAGAUGCUCUAAAUGCAAGUCUCAAUGGUAUUGCUCAAGAAAAUGCCAGGUCUCAGCAUGGAAAACACAUAAAAUUGUAUGUGAGUCUUUGUCAGAAGAGAUUUCCAAAAAAGAAACACAAAAUGCCAAGCCUAAAUCGAAAAUAGAAGAAUUAGACUAA
Molecule: messenger RNA, 2315 nt
Organism: Blepharisma stoltei
Lineage: Eukaryota; Ciliophora; Heterotrichea; Heterotrichida; Blepharismidae
Source: the annotation of a GenBank genome assembly